AUGAAGUAUGUUGCCAAGAGGAAGCAACACAUGAUCAAAACCAUACAUAUACUGCACAAAGAAGAGCUGGAAGCACAGAGGUCCAACAGGAAGUUACCUGUAGAUCACAUUUUCAUGAUGGCUGACGAUUCUUGUGCCACAAACCGAGUGUUCAAAGAGAGCGAUGCCUUCUUUGAAAUACUGCGGCAUAAGAAGAAUCAUCAAACCCGUCAGGUCCAUCGUUUAGAAGACCUCUUAUCUCCUAAUCAGAAGAGGGGCGCGAGGCAGAUCGCCGAGCACCCGCAAUUCCGUCGCGCAUUCGAAAGAUUGGCGGGUAUCCCAGGCAUUCGAUCGGGUAUGUUGACGGGCAGUCUUCACAAAUUCACUAGUGUUCGCUGCGAUGAGGUUUGUAUUCUCAGCAUCUUCCUGACUGGACCGGAUUAA
Molecule: messenger RNA, 423 nt
Organism: Colletotrichum tamarilloi
Lineage: Eukaryota; Fungi; Ascomycota; Sordariomycetes; Glomerellales; Glomerellaceae
Exons: 1
Coding region: 1-423 (140 amino acids)
Source: RefSeq, a predicted model, not a curated record